AUGGAGAUCCCAACUUUCCUGCUGUCGAGUCUCGCGCUGCUCUUCGUCGGAGGUGAUAUCUUCACCAGGGCCAUGCUGAGUGACAUUGGGGACUAUGUAGGUACAGACAUUCAAAUAUCCUGGUUACCUAAUCUGGAUGAUUUAAUGAAGGGCUAUGCCAGAAAUUUUCGCCCUGGGAUAGGAGGUCCACCAGUGAACGUGGCCAUGGCCAUCGAGGUGGCCAGCAUCGACCACAUCUCCGAGGCCAACAUGGAGUACACCAUGACUGUGUUCCUGCGGCAGAGCUGGCACGACGACCGCCUGUCCUACAACCACACCAACAAGACUCUGGGUCUGGACAGUCGCUUUGUGGACAAGCUGUGGCUGCCCGACACCUUCAUCGUUAACGCCAAGUCUGCUUGGUUUCACGACGUCACCGUGGAGAACAAGCUAAUCCGCCUGCAGCCUAAUGGAGUCAUUCUAUACAGCAGCCGCAUCACCUCGACGGUGGCCUGCGACAUGGACCUCACCAAGUAUCCCAUGGACGAACAGGAGUGCAUGCUGGACUUGGAAAGCUACGGUUACUCCUCAGAGGACAUUGUGUAUCACUGGUCAGAGAGUCAGCGGCACAUCCACGGCCUGGACAAACUGGAGCUUUCCCAGUUCACCAUCACGGACUACCGCUUUGUCACGGAGAUGAUGAACUUCAAAUCAGCGGGACGAUUUCCAAGGCUCAGCCUUCGCUUCCAGCUGAGACGUAAUCGGGGCGUCUACAUCAUCCAGUCGUACAUGCCUUCAAUAUUACUGGUUGCCAUGUCUUGGGUGUCCUUUUGGAUCAGCCAAUCAGCAGUCCCUGCUCGUGUUUCCUUAGGAAUCACGACUGUCCUCACCAUGACCACGCUGAUGGUGAGCGCUCGCUCCUCUCUGCCCCGGGCGUCGGCCAUCAAGGCGUUAGACGUCUACUUCUGGAUCUGCUACGUGUUUGUGUUCGCGGCGCUCAUCGAGUACGCCUUCGCUCACUACAACGCCGACUACCGGCUUAAAGAGAAGGCCAAGGUGAAGGCCAACAAGCUCAGCUCUGAGUCUAUUGUGAAGAAUGGAAAACAAGCCAUGGUUCUGUUCUCCCUGUCAGUCACCGGCAUGAAUCAGGGCGUGGUCAUUUCUAACCGCCACGGCCGGGCCCAGCGCUCGGGCAGCGAAAUCCCCGGUGAGGGCGGCACAGAGGAGGCCGAACCGAGAAGGAGACGAUCCAAGCAGGUCGAGGAGACCGAGGAGGAAAAGAAGUGCUGCUCCAAGUGCGUCUGCAAGCCCAUCGACGCGGACACCAUCGACAUCUAUGCCAGGGCCGUGUUCCCGUUCACGUUCGCCGUGGUGAACGUGAUCUACUGGGUGGCCUACACCAUGUGAGGCGGAGGCAGCAGGUCUGUGUGUGUGGCUGCCAUCCAGAGCUGUACAUAAGAAACUGCUGGAGCUGUGCCACUGUAAUGCUGGCAGAGUGGUGCAGCUGAAGAAUACUGCAGGCCACAGCUAAGACGAAAAAAACAGAAAAAGAAAAAAAAAAAACUUCAGUGGAAAUAGCAGCCUGUGAAUAAGGAAAAAUUAAUGGAAGUGGUUAUGAGUUUAAAAAAGUGUUAAGAGGACUUUAAUAUGUUUAAAUGCAAAUCGUGUUGUACAAAGGCGACGGACUAUGUUGCCUGUUGGAGGCUCACAGACCCGGUGAGUACAGUCUGACUAGCAGCCACGAUGCCAUCCUGGUGUGUAUAUUGAACACAGGACUCCCAAGAACUCAUCAAACACAAGUUCUCCUCUAAACAAAAUCACAACAAGUUAGUCCGACUGACUCGAAGUCUUCAGUAAAACCC
This is a messenger RNA of Stegastes partitus (bicolor damselfish), 1841 nucleotides long. It is a transcript of the gene gabrd, whose product is annotated as gamma-aminobutyric acid type A receptor subunit delta. Bases 1 to 1386 code for a protein of 461 amino acids. Gene Ontology annotation, molecular function: extracellular ligand-gated monoatomic ion channel activity; GABA-A receptor activity. The transcript is spliced from 9 exons. Gene Ontology annotation, biological process: monoatomic ion transmembrane transport. The record is from RefSeq and is a predicted model, not a curated record. Gene Ontology annotation, cellular component: membrane. Lineage: Eukaryota; Metazoa; Chordata; Actinopteri; Pomacentridae.